GUUUGCAAGUCGAGGAGAAGUUAGAGGGGGACGGCAGAGGCGCGCGGUGCCAGAGUCCGGACAGCUAGAAUCCUCUGCGAGCGCGACGGGCGCACGACGCGCCGAGAACGAGACUUUUCGCAUUAUUUCCGUUCCGGCUGUGCAGGGGGCAGGCAAGCCUUUGACAUGCGACCGGCCGGACGCACAGCUUGUCAGUGUUAACGCAGGAGGAGCCUUGUUUGAGUCCCCCCCCAAGAUGCCUAAAGACGCGAGGAGCCUCGCGGCGCCGUUGCUCGUCCUCGCCCUGUGCGCCGCGGUGCAGCGAUCCGAGUCUGCGGCCUGCCAUGGAUGUGUGGGAAGCAAAUGUGACUGCAGUGGAGUAAAGGGGGCCAAGGGCGAGCGGGGCUUCCCAGGGCUCACAGGACCACCGGGGGUCCCUGGUUUCCCAGGCCCCGAAGGGCCAAUCGGCGCCAGAGGAGAGAAGGGUAGUGACGGGCCACAGGGGCUGUCUGGUCCAAAAGGAAUUAGAGGGCCUCCUGGAUUGCCAGGAUUUUCAGGAACACCAGGACUUCCAGGUCUACCAGGGCAGGACGGACCCCCAGGCCCAAGAGGAGUACCAGGCUGCAACGGCACAAAGGGUGAAAAGGGUUACCCAGGAAGUCCAGGAAUCAAUGGGCUGCAAGGAAUACCGGGUCCACCUGGUCUGCCGGGACAAAAGGGAGAUCCUGGCGAUGUGAUCUCCAGUGGUAUUUUUGGACCGAAAGGAGCAGUAGGAUUGCCUGGACUGCCAGGGCUUCCUGGCACUCCUGGUGCCCCCGGAUUGCAAGGUCCACUUGGCCCCCCUGGACCCAGAGGUUAUGAGGGUCGCCCGGGUGCUCCUGGUCUUCCUGGACCUAAAGGAAACAUGGGUUUGAACUUCCAGGGACCCAAAGGAGAAAAGGGUGAACAGGGUUUGCAAGGACCCCCUGGUCCUCCCGGACAGGUUGGGGAACAGAAGAAACCACCUGAGUCUGAGAUUCAGAGAGGAGACAAGGGGGACCCAGGAUCCCCUGGCCUCCCAGGUGAUCCCGGCUUUCCAGGACCUCCAGGACCCUCCGGUGGCCAGAAAGGAGAAAAGGGUGAACCAGGAGAGUUUGGAAAACGAGGUAAACCAGGCAAAGAUGGUGACCCUGGCCCCGUAGGCUUUCCCGGAAGCAAAGGAGAGCAAGGCUUCCCUGGUCCUCCAGGCAGGGAUGGAGAGCAAGGUACAAAGGGAGAUCGCGGAUUCCCAGGCCCACCAGGAAUUGUGAUCGGUCAGACCGGAGGUCAGGUUGGUCCUAAAGGUGAUCCUGGGCUACCUGGUUCACCAGGACUAAAAGGAGAAAGAGGACCACAAGGCCUAACAGGACCUCCUGGGGCACCAGGACUUCCUGCCAUUGGUGGAAGUGGUCCACCUGGAAAUCCAGGUUUGCCUGGAGAGAGAGGACAAAAGGGAGACACAGGUCCUCCAGGGUUUUCCUUGCCAGGGCCCCCAGGACGUCCAGGUUCUUCUGGUUUACAGGGUCCACCAGGGCCUCCUGGACCUCCUGGAAUUUCCAGUGGAGGACAAACUUGCAUCCCUGGGAAUCCUGGACAGCCUGGUGUUCCAGGAGAUAGGGGUUUCCAAGGAGAAACAGGCCAGAAAGGUGAAAAGGGGGAGACCUGUGUGAACUGCUUUGGUGAAACCAGUUCAAUCCCUGGACCCCAAGGACCUCAAGGACCACCAGGACUCCCUGGUCGUCCUGGCUCUCCUGGUAUCAAAGGUGACAGAGGAUUUCAAGGAAUCCGUGGUGACAAUGGCCUCCCUGGUGCCCCUGGUCCCCAAGGUGCUCCAGGACCGGUUGGAGAAAAAGGAGACCCAGGUGAUGCCAUUACAGUCAACGGUAUAAAGGGAGAAAAGGGUGACACUGGCUUUCCUGGAGUACCUGGUCUUCCUGGUUUGGAUGGCAGACCCGGCCGUAAUGGACAGCCUGGACCACCUGGGCCAAAAGGAAUUUCUGGCUCUCUAACGGUGAAAGGAGAUCGAGGACCCCCUGGUGAGCCUGGUGUUCAAGGUAUUCCAGGAGACAGGGGUCCACCUGGUUCCCCUGGCUUUGGACCACAGGGGCCUACAGGAGCAAAGGGUGUCCAGGGUGUAUCAGGAAGACCUGGAGCUCCUGGUGUACCUGGUGCUAAAGGUGAACCAGGCCUGACAAUAGCAGAAAAAGGCUUACCAGGACCUAGAGGACAGGAUGGCGAACCUGGACUGCCUGGUGCACCAGGUAACCCAGGUCAACCCGGACAGCCUGGUUUCGCUGGUUUACGAGGAGAAAAGGGUGAACCUGGACUCCCAGGCAUUGGACUCCCAGGACCACCAGGAGUAAAAGGAAUCCAAGGUAUCCCUGGUCAGCCAGGAGCUCCUGGAGGACCAGGAAGACCAGGUGUGGAUGGACGCCCUGGGCAGCCUGGAAGUCCUGGAUCCAAGGGUGAGCCUGGCUUUGGACUUCCUGGUCCUCCUGGCUUACCAGGACCAUCUGGAGCUAAAGGUUACCCAGGAGCUAAGGGAGAUCCUGGUUUCCCUGGUAGUCCUGGUCAGCCAGGACGUUCUGGAUAUGAUGGACCUACUGGGCUCAAAGGUGAACCUGGCACACCUGGUAUACCUGGAGCCCGUGGCCCACCUGGAUCCUCUACCACUGGUACUGUAGGACCCCCAGGCCCCCCUGGACCUCCGGGCCCAAUGGGAGAAACAGGAUUCCCUGGACAAAAUGGAGCGAAAGGAGACCCAGGCCCACCAGGACUUGACAUCCCAGGUUUGCCAGGAGACAGAGGAAUUUCUGGUCUACCGGGUUCCCCCGGGCCAAUUGGCCCUCCAGGACCUCCUGGAAGACCUGGACAAGAUGGGUUGCCUGGAUUGGCAGGUCAGAAAGGAGACAUGGGUGCCAUGGGAGCUCCAGGACCUGCUGGAGGCCCAGGACGCCCAGGAGCACCUGGUGGUCCUGGAUUUAAGGGUGAACCUGGAUUCCAAGGUAGAGAUGGUGAACUUGGUCCUCCUGGCGCUAAAGGAGAGAGGGGGGAUCAAGGUCUUCCAGGGCCUCCUGGAAUUGUGCAGUCAUUUUCUUCAAAAGGAGCAAAAGGAGAUCCAGGACCACCAGGUGCAACAGGACUUCCAGGCCAGAAAGGUAUUUCUGGUCUCAAUGGUGAUCCUGGACUACCGGGAUCGAAUGGACGCCCUGGACUCCCUGGCCCACCAGGUCCUAAGGGCGAUCCUGGAAUCCCUGGAGGCCCAGGAGCACUUGGCCCUCAAGGACAAAAGGGUGCAAUGGGAGAAAUGGGAAUUCCAGGACCAUCAGGGCAGAAAGGUGUACCAGGUCAGCCAGGACGACCAGGAUCCCAAGGUCAACCUGGAACACCUGGAUCCCCUGGAUUCAAAGGUGAACCAGGUUCUGCUGGUGCUGGGCCACCAGGACCACCUGGACAGAAGGGCGAGCCAGGACAACCUGGUUUCCCAGGAAGUCCAGGACUGAAAGGAACUCCAGGAUCACCUGGGCUGCCAGGUUUAUCAGGAGCACAAGGUUCCAAAGGCGAACCUGGCCUUCCAGGAUUCCAAGGUCCUCCUGGCAUCCCGGGUCCUAAAGGUCUUGAUGGGGAACCUGGUGCCACUGGUCUCACUGGAGCUCCUGGCCGACCAGGAGAGCCUGGUCGACCAGGACCAUCAGGGUUUCCAGGAGAUAAGGGUCAAGCAGGUCGUGAUGGUAUCCCAGGACCAUCUGGAAUCAAAGGGGAGCCAGGACUUCCUGGUUAUGGUAUUCCCGGUCCUCCUGGGCUGCCAGGUUCACCAGGUUCUAAGGGAGAUCCCGGUCUUCCUGGUCCAUCCGGCAGUCCUGGUUACCCUGGACCUAAAGGAGAUGCUGGCUCCCCUGGCUCCCCUGGUCUUCCAGGCAACAGCGGCCCACCCGGACCACCAGGACCAGCUGUACAGGGCCCUAAAGGAUUCCAAGGACCACCUGGACCACCUGGAAGAGCAGGUCCACCUGGCCCAGAGGGUCCUCGUGGCCCUGCAGGAAGUGGUGGUGUGAAGGGAGAGAAGGGUAUUCCUGGUGCCCCUGGCCAACCAGGCCUCUCUGGACAGAAAGGAGAAACUGGUUUUCCAGGAAUUCAAGGUUCUCCUGGACUUCCUGGUCCCCCUGGUGCAAAGGGGGACUUAGGUCCGCCUGGUGUUUCUGGAUUCCCUGGCAUGAAGGGAGACCCGGGCUCCCCUGGUAACCCAGGUCGUCCUGGGGACCCUGGGGACCGUGGAGUGACUGGCCCUCCUGGUGACCCAGGUGUAGUUUCAGCUCCCAUCAUGGUGAAGGGAGAGCGAGGACCUCCUGGUCCGCAGGGUCUACCGGGUCCUCGGGGUCCAACUGGUCCUCCUGGACGUGAAGGCCUCCCAGGCCAACCUGGUAACCCUGGAGAUCCUGGUACAGAUGGUCCUCCAGGCUUCAAUGGGCCUCCAGGACAAAAGGGAGAACUUGGGCCUUCCGGUCAACCUGGUCAGCGUGGCUAUCCUGGUCCACCUGGUUCAGAUGGUCCACAGGGUAUUCCAGGUCCUCCUGGAUCAGUCUCUGCCGCUCAUGGUUUCCUCAUCACCCGACACAGUCAGACUGGUGAAGUGCCCUUUUGCCCUGACGGAACUAACGUCAUCUACGACGGGUACUCCCUGCUCUAUGUGCAGGGCAACGAGAGGGCACAUGGACAGGACCUUGGUACGGCCGGCAGCUGCCUACGCAGGUUCAGCACCAUGCCCUUCAUGUUCUGCAACAUUAACAAUGUCUGCAACUUCGCCUCUCGCAAUGACUACUCCUACUGGCUGUCCACUCCUGAGCCCAUGCCUAUGUCCAUGGCUCCCAUCACCGGAGAGAGCAUCAAGCCAUUCAUCAGCCGGUGUGCUGUGUGUGAAGCUCCAGCCAUGGUUAUUGCAAUCCACAGUCAGACCAUCCAGAUACCUGCUUGUCCUGCUAAUUGGGAAAAUCUGUGGAUAGGCUACUCCUUCAUGAUGCACACUAGCGCAGGUGCAGAGGGUUCUGGUCAGGCGCUGGCCUCCCCUGGAUCCUGCCUGGAGGAGUUCCGCAGCGCUCCCUUCAUAGAGUGCCACGGCAGGGGGACGUGCAACUACUAUGGCAACUCAUACAGCUUCUGGCUGGCCACCAUAGAACCCAAUGAGAUGUUCAGUAAGCCCCAUUCUGAGACCUUGAAAGCUGGCAACCUGCGGACGCGCGUCAGCCGCUGUGUGGUCUGCAUGAAGAGGACGUAACGGAGUACGGCAACGAGCACAUCCAUCGUUGCCAAGGACGCCCGAUCAUAAGGAAGAGAUGAUUGGAUGAUGGGGGACAAGCAGGGGCAGCGGCGUUUGCUGUGACUGAAGUUGUCUUGGUGGCAAGGUGGAAUUCCAAUGGUGCCUACAGCAAAAACAGUAGUACUACUGUGCAACACAGCUUAAAGCAGAAAAAAACUGAUGUAAAUAAAUAUUACAUUUAGUCUAUGUUUUUCUUAAGAAGUACCUCAAAAUGAAAGCAGAAAUUUAUCCACUAAAUGGUGCUAUGAUGGAUGUGUGACAACAAAAGUGCAUCUUCAUCCUUUUCCCUUCUUUCCCAAAAGGAUCAUUGUUUCCUUUCUCCUUUUUAAGAAUCACUUUUGAUGUUGGUGCAAGAAAAAUGUGAUACUGUUCAGUUUUUAGACAGGAAACGCUAUUUUUUUGUUUUCAUUUUGUUUUUGGCCUUAUUGAUGAGGAGUGGAUGGUUACCAGAUCGGCACUUUGACUUUGGAACAUCCAAGACGAGAGAUGCACUGACGAUGAGCUUUUCCUAGUGAGACUGACCGCUUUUUGUACCGUUAGCUCUUCAUCCACACUUUCUCCGUCGUCGUCCUGGCUUUUUACAUUACAUUCGGUUGUACUAACACUUAGGCCGCCAUUACUUGUAAGUAAUAAAAUGUGUAUAUUGUGUAAAACACCAUUAGUUUUUUAGUGUAUGAGCUCCUAAAUCGGUGCCACCUAUUUCUUACAAAGCUGUUUUCCAGAUUAUGUUUUAGCACAUGCACACAUCUACUCAAUAUUGUACAAAGUAAGGCUUUUAUGAAUGAAACAGUAUUUUAUAUAUAUAUAAUGAAUAUAUAUUUGAAUAACAGGAUUCAAAGUUAUAUAAACUUUACUGGCUGUGGGAGACUGUUCAUCCAGAAAAGGGUCAUGCAUUUAAUAGAAAAACUGAGCUAACUACUGAACACAGAGCCAUGUUCCUCAAAGCAUAACAGUCAUGUAUGAAACUACAAAAGCCAAUCGCUUGAUUUCAAUUCAUAGAAUUAAUAAUUAAUAUUAAUAAUUAUAAUGUUGGACUGAAAGAGCAGGAUUUUGUUUCACAGGCAUUUGAAUUAAAAAUGUCCUCCUUCAUUAGAAAAUCAGAAUAUAAAUAUAUUUGUUUUGUGUAUUUAACAUUUCCAGGUGCUUCCAAUAAUAGAGGGCCUGAGGAUUUGGGUCCACAUUUGUACCCAAGUCCUUUAAAUCCACUUCCUCUGGCUUUAAUUUGUAUCCACGCUUCAUUCAAGUGUUCACACCCCACUGUUGAAGCACAGGUUGUGUUGUCAUUUAAAUCAGGUGUGUGUUGCCCCCUGAUGUACUGUAAGUCUACAAGAAAAAUGCUUCCUGUGAUUUUAUUGUUAUUAUUUUUUCACCACUUUUAUGAUUUCUAAUUUUGUCAAACUGGGGUGCGAAUAAAAAUGUGUAUCAGUUUGUUUUGAUCUUUUAUUGUUAUGUUUUUAUGUUAUCCAGAAGUUGUUAUAAACUUUUAAGACUGAAUUAAAUAACAUGUCCCAUG
Molecule: messenger RNA, 6824 nt
Organism: Betta splendens (Siamese fighting fish)
Lineage: Eukaryota; Metazoa; Chordata; Actinopteri; Anabantiformes; Osphronemidae
Gene: col4a5
Product: collagen, type IV, alpha 5 (Alport syndrome)
Exons: 49
Coding region: 236-5269 (1677 amino acids)
Cellular component (GO): basement membrane; collagen trimer
Molecular function (GO): extracellular matrix structural constituent
Source: RefSeq, a predicted model, not a curated record